CUUCUACCGGAACCGGCACAUGCCCCGGAAGCAGUUGUUGAGCUCUUUAGGUCAGCCUGGGAGAGAGUAGGGGUACAGACGCCAUGCUGCUUUCCGCAGUCUCGUUUGCCAAGAGCAAGUCAAAAACUCUUUUGGUGAAACUGGUGAGCCAAGCUGGGACAGGUUUCUCCUUCAACCACAAGAGAAGCCGACUCCGAGAGAAGCUGACCCUUCUGCACUAUGAUCCAAUAGUGAACAAAAAAGUUCUCUUUGUGGAACAGAAAAAGAUACGUUCCCUCUGAGUAGUGGAUUGAAAAUGAAUUUGAUUCAUAAAUGAAGACCGAGGGUGAGGCACCGUUCCAAACUCUGCAGUGUGCAAUGAAGAUGAAGAAACUGGCAUGGCCUCCAGGGAUGUGAAGGGACAGUGCCGAGAAAAAGAGUCCUUCACAGAGAUCACAUAUUUAUCUCUCUGGAUGCUUUAUAGGCAUUAAUAAAAUAUGUCAAAAUAGUCUAUA
Mastomys coucha (southern multimammate mouse) is the source of this 494-nucleotide messenger RNA. It is a transcript of the gene Mrpl33, whose product is annotated as mitochondrial ribosomal protein L33. Gene Ontology annotation, biological process: translation. Gene Ontology annotation, cellular component: mitochondrion; ribosome. Gene Ontology annotation, molecular function: structural constituent of ribosome. The record is from RefSeq and is a predicted model, not a curated record. The transcript has 4 exons. NCBI's taxonomy places the organism in Eukaryota, Metazoa, Chordata, Mammalia, Rodentia, Muridae. Bases 84 to 281 code for a protein of 65 amino acids.